AAUGUCCAAGGCUCUUUACUUUCUGAAAGUUUAACUGGGACCAAGACUGUUUUAGCAGAUAGAGAUCCAUUAAAAUGCAUUUGGAUCAAGAUGCCUCUCUCAGUAGUAGCUUUUGACAUGUCUAAACCUGAUGGGAAACGUAACCUGUUUUCUGGUUUAUACUCCUUCAGCCAGGCCAGUGAGGGCCUCGUGAAUCCCAGACCCUCCCGGCCGCUCACCCUGUGCCUCCACAAGCGGGACUUCCUUCCCGGACGCUGGAUUGUGGACAACAUUAUGAGUGCCAUGGAGCGCAGCCGGCGGACUGUCUUCAUCCUCUCAGAGAACUUCGUCCAGUCUGACUGGUGUCGCUAUGAGCUGGACUUCUCCCACUUUUGGCUUUUUGAUGGCAACGCCGGGAAAGACGCGGCCAUCCUGAUCCUCCUGGAGCCACUGUCCAAAGACGACGUCCCCAAACGGUUCUGCAAGCUGCGCAAACUCAUGAGCUCCACCACCUACCUGGAGUGGCCCCAGGAGGAGGAGAAGAGGAGGGAGUUCUGGAGGAGUCUCCGCAACGCUCUGGGAGGAGAGGAGGAGGAUGACUGA
This is a messenger RNA of Monopterus albus (swamp eel), 582 nucleotides long. Its product is annotated as toll-like receptor 2. Gene Ontology annotation, cellular component: plasma membrane; signaling receptor complex. The record is from RefSeq and is a predicted model, not a curated record. The transcript has a single exon. Gene Ontology annotation, biological process: toll-like receptor signaling pathway; inflammatory response. Lineage: Eukaryota; Metazoa; Chordata; Actinopteri; Synbranchiformes; Synbranchidae. Bases 91 to 582 code for a protein of 163 amino acids. Gene Ontology annotation, molecular function: signaling receptor activity; triacyl lipopeptide binding.